AAGUAAAAGUUAUAAACUGUGAUAAAGCGCUGACGCACAGACACACGGACAGCCAGACCUACAGGGCCUUUGUUCAAGGCCUCCUUCGUGUCCAUCUCCUCUGUGUCCACCUGAACGUCAUCUAAAGGUCAUCUAAAGGUCAUCUGAAGAUGCUGCACAGUGUGAAGGCCUGUGAGCCGCCCACUGGAGGUUUCUGCUUUGAGAACAGCCGCAGGAAUGCUGUGUUGGAGUCCAAUUUGUCAGAGUUUGGCUACAAAGCUCCCAGUGCCAGAAAGACCGGAACCACCAUCGCUGGGAUUGUGUUCAAGGAUGGAGUGAUCCUGGGAGCAGACACCAGGGCUACAGACGACAUGGUGGUGGCGGACAAAAACUGCAUGAAGAUUCACUACAUCGCUCCCAAGAUCUACUGCUGUGGUGCCGGCGUGGCUGCAGACGCAGAGGUCACCACACAGAUCAUGUCGUCCAACGUGGAACUGCACAUGCUCAACACUGGGCGACCCCCACUCGUCGCCAUGGUAACCCGACAGCUGAAACAGAUGCUGUUCAGGUACCAGGGUCAAGUCGGGUCGUCUCUGAUCGUUGGAGGAGUGGACGUGACUGGAAAUCAUCUGUACAGUGUUUACCCACACGGCUCCUACGACAAACUGCCCUUCCUCACCAUGGGCUCUGGAGCUGCAUCUGCUGUCGCUGUAUUUGAGGACAGAUUCAAACCAAACAUGGAGCUGGAAGAGGCGAAGCAGCUCGUACGAGACGCCAUCACUGCAGGGAUUUUCUGUGACCUGGGUUCAGGCAGCAACGUGGACUUGUGUGUCAUCACCCAGGCUGGAGUGGAGACCCUGCGACCCUACGACAAGCCCACGGCGAAGGGCAAAAGAGAGGGGCAAUACAGAUAUAAACCCGGCACCACAGGCGUCCUCACCAAGACUGUGACCCCACUCUCUCUGGAUGUGGUCGACGAAUCUGUUCAGAUCAUGGACACUGAAUAAAACACAAUAAAAUGCUUCUUUUCAAUAUGUAGUAAUACAUCAGUGCACUAAAUAAAAAGAAAGACAGUGUGAUCAAUGGAUUUAGAGCAGGUUGUUUAUUUUCUCUAAAGCAUAACAAUAAAAGCUUUUGUUUGUUAAAUGA
Messenger RNA from Sebastes umbrosus (honeycomb rockfish), 1128 nucleotides. RefSeq names its product proteasome 20S subunit beta 10 (gene psmb10). The transcript is spliced from 8 exons. Gene Ontology annotation, cellular component: proteasome core complex. The record is from RefSeq and is a predicted model, not a curated record. The coding region runs from base 150 to 986 and encodes 278 amino acids. Gene Ontology annotation, molecular function: threonine-type endopeptidase activity. NCBI's taxonomy places the organism in Eukaryota, Metazoa, Chordata, Actinopteri, Perciformes, Sebastidae.